Blastomyces dermatitidis ER-3 is the source of this 1679-nucleotide messenger RNA. RefSeq names its product zinc-binding oxidoreductase. The coding region runs from base 503 to 1648 and encodes 381 amino acids. The record is from RefSeq and is a predicted model, not a curated record. NCBI's taxonomy places the organism in Eukaryota, Fungi, Ascomycota, Eurotiomycetes, Onygenales, Ajellomycetaceae. Gene Ontology annotation, molecular function: oxidoreductase activity, acting on NAD(P)H. The transcript has a single exon.
CAGAGGGAGAAUACCAUCUCCUGAGGCCUUGGACGGCUUAGAAUCUAUUAGAUGCAUGGAAACAUUGCCCCUGUGAAAGCACCUCCUUUCUUUGUAAAAGUUGAACCAUAACGACUCCAGAUCCCCUGGAUCGAGCCCAGGAUCCAGCGACGCAUUCGCACCGUCUAAUACACCCUAGGAAACAAAUCCUAGAUGGCGGAAUGCCGCAACCGGAAUCCGACCCUGUGGCAUUGCGGUGCCAACAGGCCGGAGGCGUGGUUGCCGCGCAAGGCUAUCUCUACAUGUCCCUGCUGAGAGCAUUAAGCUCCUGAGCUGGCAUAAACAUCAGGUCCAUACAUAUAACCCCGCUCAUGUCUGCAGCGGUUUUAGUUCUGCAGCGACUUUCCAUUCUUGCUUAGGGUAUAGCCUAUACCCAUCUCGAGCCGUCCUUUAAGCCUAAACAAUUGCGCAACUAUUCUGGCGUCUCCCGUUGGCACAUCACACUCUCCUCUCUUCCGCAGCAAUGGCUCCAAGGAAUCAGGCGGCCUGGAUUCCCGCCAAAAAGGCACGGCCGUUCAAAGUCGGCGAUGCACCGUAUACACCUGCAGGCCCGGGCCAGGUGGUCGUCAAGAAUACCGCCGUGGCCAUUAAUCCUUUCGACUGGGUGUUACAAUUUAUAGGUCCAGCACUGGCUGGCUAUAUCAAAUACCCUUUCAUAUUUGGCACCGACGUUGCCGGUGAAGUGGUCGAGGUUGGGCCCGAUGUGGAUCGUCUCCGUGUGGGCGAUCGAGUUCUCGGAAGCGCGACGGCCAUAGCCAAGCAGGUCAACAGGCCGGCUGAGGGAGGCUUCCAGCUCUACACGGUGAUGCGGCAGCACAUGAUAGCGCCAACCACCUCCCAUAUCACCGACAAACAGGCUUGUGUUUUGGGGCUGGCUUUUGGAACUGCGGCCUUCAGACUCUUCAGCCAGAACUACCUAGGACUCGACAUGCCUAGGAUCCCGGCACCGACUAGUGUUAUGGGCAUGUCAGGCAAGCUUCGCACUGUUAUCAUCACCGGUGGCGCGUCGAGCGUUGGGAGUAACGCCAUUCAGCUUGCCAUAUCCGCUGGCUACCAAGUUCUGUCGACAUCAUCUCCCAAGAACUUCGACUAUGUCAAGAGCUUGGGCGCCACUCAGGUCUUUGACUACAAAAGCAAAGCAUUAGUCAACGACCUCCUCACCGCCCUCAGGGGCCGCGAGUUAGUUGGCGCCUUCACCAUCGGCCACGGUGCCGUCGAGGCAUGCACCGCCGUUAUGAGGAAGCAUGAUCCCAAACUGACUAGAAAGUUCAUCGCCGUGGCCGGCGCCAUCAUACCUGCUGACAAACUUACGACUUUUGUUAGCAAGGGCACGUACCUCAUGGGCAUGAUGGGCACUGCGAUCAAGUCGAGUGGGACGCGCAUCAGGAUAGGGGUCGAAGCUAAAUUCAUUCUGGUCAAUGACCUUAUUGAGCCUACCAGCGUCGUGUCGCGACUCUAUAUGGACUUCCUGCCGCAGGCGCUUGAGAGCCACCAGUUUGUGCCCGCCCCUCCCCCGCACGUUGUGGGCCAGGGGCUAGAUAAGAUUCAAGAGGCCCUGGAUCUCCAACGAAAGGGUGUGUCAAGAAAGAAGCUUGUUGUGACUCUGUAGUUGGAAGGGACAUUGGAAUCGAGGUUGGAAA